Messenger RNA from Ambispora leptoticha, 615 nucleotides. The record is from the annotation of a GenBank genome assembly. NCBI's taxonomy places the organism in Eukaryota, Fungi, Glomeromycota, Glomeromycetes, Archaeosporales, Ambisporaceae.
AUGUUAUCAAAGUGUUGCUUAUGCAUCGACUUAAAAACAGGCACUCUCAUUUUAGCUUCGCUUGGUGCUGUAUUAAACUUUUGCAAUGCCUGGCGAAUUUCAGGGCUGUCUAGUGAACAGCUUGGUACUGUUUACUCAGCCAUGGCUUUCUAUUAUCUAGCUAUAGGUUUUAUUUGUGCCACUGGUUUUGUUGGUGUAUUGAAGAACAAAAUCAAUUAUGUCAAAUUAUUCGCGUAUUAUUAUUGGUUCCACCUUUUAUUGGGAUUAACACUUUCGAUUGUAUUCUCGGUGUUGGCCUUCCACUACGAUAGAGAUAUCUGUCAGAAGGUGAUUGAGCAACCAGAUAUUGAUAUAGAUUUCGAUGCUUGUAUGAAGAUAUAUCUUCGAACUGUUUCAUCUAUGGUGGUCUUGUUGGGAUUAACUUGCUUGAUUGAGCUGCAUUUCUGUCUUGCUAUCUGGGCUUAUUAUCAGAAUCUUCGCUCCGAAUUCAGCAAUCUUGUUCCUGCAACUCACAACAUUUAUUAUUCACCAAUUCCCGCAUACGUUGUUAUUCCUCCUCCUGCGUAUGAUUCGAUUCCUGGUGCAAACAGCGACGAAAAAACAUCCUCCAAGUGA